AUGGGCAAUCAUGAAUCCAAAACGGAAUGGCGUCCAUCUGCAUCAAAAAACCCGAGAAAAAUAUAUGACGAAAGUACGCACAAGUUAAAUGACUGGGGGUCAUUAGAGCGGUUUAUAUAUAUAGGGUCUGAAUCUUCAUACAAUGCGCAUGACAAACAUCCAAAUCGUAAGAAUGCUGAGUGUAUAGACAGACUUAUUAGUGAUGGAAAAGGGGUAGAGGUGGUGCAACAUUUAUCGGAUAUUAGUCGAUAUGGCGGAACAUUGCGACAAAAUAAUUUGAUAUUUGCGCUUGCCAUAUGUGCAAGAUCCAACAAUGAAGAAACAAAGAAUGAAGCAUAUAAAGAACUAAGCGCGAUAUGCCGAAUCCCAACACAUUUCUUUUUGUUUGUUAAUUAUUGCAAACAGGAGAGUUUGCAGUCAGGAUCAACAGGCUGGGGAAGGGCACAUCGUAGAGCUAUGAUCAAGUGGUACGAAGAAAAAGCAAAACAUCCAGUCGGCUUGGCUCGACUUUUGACUAAAUACAAGUCCCGUAGAAUGCAAACAACUAAUAAGAUAGGAGAGACCUGGUCGCAUUCUAAAAUUAUGCAGAAAGCACAUCCAAAGUUCGAAGAUGAUUUCAUGAAAGUAGUUCAACAAUACCUUCUAUAUGGCUUUAAAGGGGCACAACGCCUUGCAUCAAGUAGAAAAAUGACUACUGAAAGUAUUUCAAAAUUCCUGACUUACAUAGAAGGUACAGAGAAAGCCAAAGGAUGCACUGAUAAGGAAGCGCUCGUGGCACUUAUAAAGGAAUAUGACCUUGAGCGAGAACAUAUUCCAACACAGAUGGUGAAAUGUCCCAUGGUUAGUAAAGCGAUAAUGUCAAACAUGAAAGCGGAAGCGAAGGUACGCAAUAUCAGUUUGAUGUCUUCUAAAGGCCUUUGUAACGAGGGAUCGGAAUGUGAAAAAGAAAUCAUAGCGAUACUUAGUAACGAGAAAGCUUUACACGAUGAAAGAGUUCAUCCAAUUAGAAUUCUGAUUGCUCUAUUGUCGUACAAAAAAGGCGAAAACAAGAAAACUAGAUGGAAAAAGGGUAAGGUCAAUACUCUAAAAUGGAAUGUUAACCAAAACAUCUGCCAGGCGCUCAAUGCAGCCUUUUAUCAAUCAUUCAUCACCGUUCAGUCGAGCGAAAAACGUUUCUUGAUAGCGAUUUCCUGUAGCGAAGAUAUGGAUAAGCCAUGCAAUGGUUGCCCUGUCAUUAACUGUAAACAGGCCGCAGCGGCGAUGAUGAUGCUCACUACUCGCACUGAAAAACACUGCAAAGUUGUUGGAUUCUCUGAUGGCCUGACAAAAAUAAUUAUUGAUAAGAACGACUUACUCGAGGACGUCACCGAGAAAAUAAGUACGUUAAAGGGCAGUGAGACUGAUGUAUCUAUUCCACUACGCUGGGCUCUGGAAAAGAAAAAGAAAUUUGAUGUUUUUAUAGUAUAUUCAGACAACAUAAAAACAGAGGGGAAUCAGGCGAUUGAGGCUCUAGCGGAAUAUCAAAAAGAAGUGCCUGAUGCAAAAUUGAUCGUAGUUGCGAUGUUAGCCUCUGACAACAUUAUUGCAGAUAAGGGCAAUCCUUUCAUUCUUAACAUUGUUGGUUUCAACAAAAAAGCUGCAGUGCUCAUACAAGAAUUCGCCACCUCAGAAAUUUGA
Molecule: messenger RNA, 1677 nt
Organism: Ruditapes philippinarum (Manila clam)
Lineage: Eukaryota; Metazoa; Mollusca; Bivalvia; Venerida; Veneridae
Product: RNA-binding protein RO60-like
Exons: 3
Coding region: 1-1677 (558 amino acids)
Cellular component (GO): ribonucleoprotein complex
Molecular function (GO): RNA binding
Source: RefSeq, a predicted model, not a curated record